Molecule: messenger RNA, 1241 nt
Organism: Perkinsus marinus ATCC 50983
Lineage: Eukaryota; Perkinsozoa; Perkinsida; Perkinsidae
Exons: 1
Source: RefSeq, a predicted model, not a curated record
AUGAGGAAGGAGAUCAUCAAAAGGUGCAAAGAUACCUCACCUGGCUCCUGUGGCAUACGCUGGGAACACCUUCUACAUUCUCCCGAUUGGGUUCUCUCGGAGAUCGCAAGGCUCUACCAGAUAUCCUUGGACAUGGCAUCCAUUCCUGGGCACUGGCUGCACUCUACGGUCGUCUACAUCCCGAAAGCUACCGGUCACGGGACGGUCAAAGGCGUUCGCCCCAUUACGCUCUCCUGCACGCUGUGCAAGCUGCAAGAAGCACUGCUGGUCCGACGUCUCGGUGCUAUCACCGAGGUCAUCGCCCAUCGCGGAGAACAUUUCGCUUAUCUACCGAGGCGGUCUGCCACCUCCCUCGUCGACGAGGUACUACGGUAUGUACAACAAGGACCUAGUGGCCAUUUUGUUAAAAGGAAGCCCCCUUGGGCCAUUGCGGCCCUCGACCUCUCCAAUGCUUUCGGUUCGGUCCCUCAUGAUCAGUUGCUUCGUGCUCUGGCGCUCCUGAAGGUCCCCGCCAAGGAGACGGAAUGGGUAAAGGCCUGGCUCGGCCCAAGGCUCAACUCUAACCACCAUCUCGGGGUCCAUACGACGCGGAAAGCGAGAGACGGGGUUGGGCUAGCCCAGGGGAGCGUGCUCUCCCCUCUGCUAUUCGUCUACUUCAUGGAUCUCGUGACACAUACCAUCUCGGCGAACUUACCAGCUCACCCUUUCCAAGUACGCUUCUUCUGUUACGCAGACGAUUGCUACAUAGCCUUCAAGUUUGGUCACCGCAGUAGUCUAUCCUCGAGAGAUGAAGGAAUCCGCCACAUGAUUGACGAAUUGGUACCCACCUUGGCCAACUUCAACCUCACCCUAUCCACGGAGAAGACCGAGAUCCUUACUAGCUAUGGCUCCGCGAUCUAUGCUCGCAGGUCCAUCAAGAUACUGGGCAUUACCGUCACUAGCAGACUCAACUUCGCAUAUCACCUCAAGGCAAGAUUGGCCAAGUGCCACAACGUGACUAUGAAGGCCAUGCGCUAUGCCAGGAAAGCUUUCGGGAUCUCCCCUAGUGGCAUUAUACAUCUAGCUAAAGCUGUAUGGGUACCGACUCUCAGCUAUGGCCUGGAAAUCUGGGGUGUCUCGCUAAUCGGUAAGAAUACGUGUGACCUCAUCGGCUCCGCCUUCAGGAGGAUCAUCAAGCUGGCCUACAGACUCCCGCCCUCCACCCCAAAUGCCUUUGUUGACAUCAUGAGCGGUGCCCCCCG